Messenger RNA from Carassius auratus (goldfish), 6197 nucleotides. RefSeq names its product collagen alpha-3(VI) chain-like. The transcript has 27 exons. The annotation marks the transcript as partial. The record is from RefSeq and is a predicted model, not a curated record. Lineage: Eukaryota; Metazoa; Chordata; Actinopteri; Cypriniformes; Cyprinidae.
GAUGUUCAGUUUCUUAUCCACAGUCUCGAUUUAGACUCAUCUCAUUCGUGCCUGGGCUCUGUUUUCUCAUCCAGUGUCUUCGGUUUAAAUUCAUCUCAUCCGUGCCUGGGCUCUGUGAACAGGGUACUCGAGCAUGGAGAAGGAGUGGAGAUUACUUGGUUUCCUUGUUCUGUCAUUAUGUUUUCUUGUCAGCAAUGGUCAAAACAUUGUCUGUACACAGAACACAGUGGCUGACAUUGUAUUCCUGGUGGAUGGCUCUUCCAGUAUUGGGCCAGAGAACUUCCAGCAAAUCCGUGAAUUCCUCUCCUCACUCGUAGAGAACUUUGAAGUUGCUCCUGACAGAAUCAGGAUUGGUUUGGUCCAGUACACUGACACACCAUAUACUGAAUUCACACUCAACACUUACCAGAACAAAGAGGAAAUUCUCAGCUACAUCCAAAAUCUGCGUUAUAAAACCGGCGGGACAUUUACCGGCAAGGGUUUGGAGUUUAUGCUGAAACAACACUUUGUUGAAAAGGCCGGAAGUCGAGCACAGCAGAAUGUUCCUCAGAUUGCCAUUGUUAUCACAGAUGGUGACUCUCAAGAUGAGGUCGAGUCACAGGCUCAGGAGCUGAGGCAAAGGGGAAUCAAAAUAUUCGCCAUAGGGAUCAAAGAUGCAAACAUGGCGUUACUGAGGGACAUCGUGAGUGAGCCGUACGAUCAGCAUCUCUACAGUGUAUCAGACUUUGUAGCUCUGCAAGGAAUCUUUCAGGGGGUAAUUGGGAAAGUGUGUACCACUGUAGAGGAAACCCAAAAAGAUGUCAUCCUGAUGUCAAGAGGCUGCACCGAAACUCAGGCAGACAUUGUGCUCCUUGUUGACUCAUCUGGUAGCAUUGGAGAGAGUGAUUUCGAAGAAGUGAGGAAGUUCCUCCAUUUUUUUGUGGACAGUUUUAACCUUGGACCCGACAAGGUGAGAGUGGGACUUGCUCAGUUCAGUGACAGACCGUACCAAGAGUUCCUGCUCGGUGAAUAUUCAGAUAAGGGAGACCUGCACCAAAAGUUGAAUGAUCUCAUCUACCGUAAAGGACGCACCAACACUGGUCAGGCUCUGACUUUCAUCCGUGAGAAUUACUUUACACAGGCCAGAGAGAAAGUUCCUGGCAUUGCCAUAGUCAUCACAGAUGGGGUAUCAAAUGAUGAUGUGGAGGAACCUUCCCAAAGACUACGAAGCCUAGGAGUUUCAAUCUUUGUCGUCAGGGUGGGAAGGGCCAACAUGGAAACACUGCGUACCAUUGCUAAUAUCCCACAUGAAGAGUUCUUAUUCAGUAUCGACAGUUAUCAAGAACUGCAAGGUCUAAAAGAAAGUCUUCGCAACAAGGUGUGCCUUACUGUCACACUCCAGUCACAAGCUUUUGAGCCAAAAUUUGCUGAUCUCUUCAUAUUGGUUGAUAGUUCAGCAUCUAGACAAGAGCUGCAAAUAAUAAGGAAUUUUCUUCAAAGACUGAUCCAGCAGCUCAAUGUGGGAAAGAAUACUAAUCGUGUCGGCCUGGCUCAGUUCAGCGAAAAUGUCAAGGAGGAGUUCUUGCUAAAUACUGAUAAGACCAGGAAUGAGAUUUUGGCAUCUGUUCGCAGCCUGACACUGAGGCCUACAGGGGAGCGUAGAAUUGGCAAUGCAAUUGAAUAUGCUCACAAAAAUUUCUUCAGUACUGCCACUGGAAGCCGAGUCUCUGAAGGCUCUAAGCAGUUUCUGUUAGUAAUUUCAGCUGGAGAAUCCGCCGAUGGUGUAAUCCAAGCAUCCCGCAGAAUCAGAAAAGAUGCAGUGACAGUUUUUGCUGUUGGCUUGAGCAAAGCUGAUGCAAAUCAAAUGAAGGACAUCUCUAGUCCACCACACAACUACAAGUUAGUAGGUAACAUCCAACAAGUACUACAACAAAUUACGUAUUCCAUUGACAAAUGGGAAGAUGCUGCUGUCGCAAGGGAGUGCAUGUUUGACAGGGUGGCAGAUAUUGCUUUUAUUGUUGAUCAGUGCGAAAAUAUCAGAUCUGAAAAAUUCCAACUGGUGCGCAACUUUCUCAAGAACACCAUCGGAGGUCUCGACGUGGGUGAGGGAAAAAUAAAAAUAGCUGUGGUCCUCUAUAGUGACAUCCCUCGAGCAGAUGUGUACUUCAACACCUUCGAUGAUAAGACUGACAUCCUGCGCUAUAUCAGCAGCAUGCCAUAUGGUCGUGGUAAACCAUACACUGGAGCUGCUCUCACGUUUGCCAAAGACAAAGUGUUCACCAAAGAAAGAGGUAGCAGAAGAGAUCAGAAUGUUCAGCAGGUUGCUGUUGUGAUCACUGAUGGAAAGUCAACAGAUGAGGUGGCCAGUGCUGCGGCAGCAUUGCGGCGAUCUGGCGUCACUGUAUUUGCGCUUGGUAUCAAAGACACAGAGGAGGAGGACUUGAGAGAGAUUGCAUCAUAUCCAUAUAAAAAGUUUGUGUUCAAUGUGAAAGAAUUUGAUGAACUAAAUUCACUUUCAAAUAUUUUAACCAAAACACUUUGCAAUGAAAUCACAGAUUCCUUGAUACCUACAGGCUCACAGAGCUUUGCAUUGCAAGGUUGCAAGCAAACAACCAAAGCUGACAUAUACUUCCUUUUGGAUGAUUCAGGAAGUAUUCAAAAUAAUGAGUUUGAUGAUAUGAAGGCCUUUACUAAGCAAUUGCUUAAAGCAUUUGAGAUUGGACAAAACCAUGUGCGCUUUGGGUUGGUUACAUUUGCAGACAAUGCAAACAUAGUUUUUAGAGUACAUGAAUAUAACUCAAAAGCUGAUAUCGAAAAUGCAGUGACAUCCCUCAUACAUAAGGGAGGGGGCACCAGGACUGAUCUGGGAUUGAGAAAAAUGAUCCCGCUGUUCGGAGAAGCUGUACGGACACAUGGGGAAGAGGUCCGAAAGAUUCUUAUUGUCAUCACAGAUGGCGAGUCAAUAGGGACAGCCGAGCCCGUAAAAGUACCUGCUAAUCUGCUGAGAACAGAACAUAAUGUCAUCAUUUAUGCUAUUGGUGUGAAAAAUGCAUCUGUGCCAGAGCUGGGAGAUAUAUCUGGCAGCACAGAAAGAACAUUUUAUGUCAAAAACUAUGAUUUCCUUAAUGAAAUCAAGAAAGAUAUCAUUACAGAAAUAUGCGGUUGUGAAGGUCUUUUGGCAGAUGUUGUCUUUCUGCUUGAUGGAUCAGAAAGCGUUCAUGCUGAGGACUUUGAAAAUAUGAAGGAGAUAAUGAAGCUUGUGAUAGAUAAGUUUGCAAUUGGACUGGACAAGGAGCGUGUUGCGGUUGUUCAGUACGGCACAAACACAAAGGAGGAGUUUUCAUUAAAUACAUUUAAAGAUAAAGAUAAAUUAUCAGAGGAAAUUAUGAAUAUUAAAAAGAUGAAUGGAGAAACGAAGACUGGAAACGCACUUACAGAAGUAUUAAAAUCUUUCUCCAUUUCUAAAGGAGGACGCUGCAGUGCUUUAAAGCUAUUGAUAGUUCUUACAGAUGGAGAGAGCAGGGAUGAUGUAGCCGAGCCUGCUAAAGUCUUGAGAGACAAUUUCAUCAACAUUAAUGCCAUUGGUAUGAAACAUGCAAACAAAUUACAGAUUCUUGCCAUUGCUGGAUCCCAUAAUGGAUCCGAAGAAGGAGCAUUCUUUGAAGAAACAUUUGCUUCCUCAAAAGACUUAAGUAAUGCCAUCCUUCCCACGAUCUGCAACACAGAAUGCAAGACAAAACAAAUUAUUGACAUAAUCUUCCUUGUUGAUGCCUCUGGAAGUCCCAAUAAAGAUGGUUUUCAAGAAAUUAUAAACUUAAUGAAAUAUAUGGUGAGCAAAUCUGUAGUUGGAGAAAAACAGGUACGAUUUGGGGCCAUCACCUACUCUGACAACCCGCAGCUGGAGUUCACACUAAAACAGUACUACAGUAAAAAUGAUAUUCAGAGGGUUAUCUCAAACCUCAAAGCUUCAGGAGGACGCAGAAACACGGCCAGAGCCCUGAAGUAUACACUCAACUACUUUGAUAAAAUUCAUGGUGGACGACGGGAAGAGAAAGUUCCCCAAGUGCUAUUACUGAUUACAGAUGGCAAGGCUAAUGACUUUAAUGGUCUGGCAAAAUGGCUUGAAACCCUUGCAGAGUCAAAUGUCAUCUUUUUUGCUAUUGGUAUCCAAGAUGCCGAUAAGACACAGCUAAAUCAGAUGGUGGGAUAUGAAGGAACAGUGCACUAUGCGAACACCUACAAUGAUCUGUGUGGACUACAAAAACAGGUCGCCCAAGAGCUCUGCGAACCAAUUUGUGAGAGGACACAGUUAGAUCUUGUUUUUUUAAUUGAUGGAUCAGAGUCUAUUAAAAAUGAAAGUUGGGUUGCUCUCAAAAGAUACAUGAUUGGCAUUGUGAGAGAGCUGGAUAUUGCUAAAGUCAAAUGGCAAGUGGCUGUUGCCCAGUUCAGCGAUAUAUUCAUGCAUUACUUUUACCUGAACACAUACAAUAGUUUUGAAGGAGUGAAGGAAGCUAUAAAAAAUAUUGAUCAGCGAGAACAGGGCACAUUUACGUGGAAUGCCCUGAGAAAUAUUCGAUACUACUUCACAAAAGAGAAUGGAUCCAGAAUAGAUGAAGGAGUAGCUCAGAAUCUCCUGCUGAUCACAGACGGAGAUGCUAAAGAUAAGGAAGACUUGACUGCAGUAAAAUAUCUCAGAGACAAGGGCAUAUCAAUUACUGGCAUUGGGAUAGGCAAAGAAAUACAGAAACAUGAGUUGCAGAAAAUGACUGGAGAGAAUCAGGUCCUUAUUGAAUCUUUUGAUGGCCUUGAACUGAUGACAACCAGAAGGAGAGUGUUACAUUUACUCUGUGACCAUGUCCCAGACGAUCAACCCACACGUGAUUGUGAUAUUGACAUUGCCUUUGGGUUUGACGUGUCCAGACGAACAAGCACACAAACUCUGUUCAGACCUCAGGUGGAACAGUUGGUUUCUGCAGCCAUCCAUCGUAUCUCCAUGAUUGGUGAUCUGUGCUGCGUCGCAAAGGACAAGAUUACAACUAGAUUUGGCUAUAGGCUUGUGUCUGGGACAGAUGCGAGAGUUCUGGAAGAUUAUGGCUUUGACAAGUACAGCGAGGAUGUGGUGAAGAAAGUGAUGUCAUGGCGACCUACUGAACCCCUGGACUUUAACAAGCUUCUGUUAGAUUCCUUCAGAGAAAAGUUUGUCUCUUCCAAAGCCAAGGCAAAGGUUUUGAUAAUCUUCACAGACGGGCUGGAUGAUGAAAUUGAGCAUUUAAAGGAGAGGUCAGAGAAACUUAGGCAAAGUGGGGUCAGUGCACUGCUGAUUGUGUCUUUGGAGGGAACAGUAGACUUUCACGAGCUGGAAUUUGGCAGAAGUGUCGGCCCAUCGCAGCCACUGUCCAUCAACAUGCUAAAUGUAGGCAACGCUCUCAUGAAACAGAUUGAAACAGUAGCGCUGAGGGAAUGCUGCGAUGUGCCUUGUUCAUGCACUGGUGAUCCUGGACCACGAGGACCCCCUGGAAACCCGGGUAAAAAGGGCUUAGAUGGUCAGAAAGGCCAUCCUGGAUUUCCAGGAGAUGAAGGUAGUAUGGGAGAGAGAGGACCACCAGGACCGAAUGGAUCUAAGGGACACAAUGGUUGCCGCGGAAACAGAGGAAUGAAGGGCCAGAGAGGCAUCGCUGGAAAUAAAGGAGAAGCUGGGGAAGAUGGGCUGGAUGGAGUGGAUGGAGAACAGGGUGAUGCUGGCCUAAAUGGGCUUCCAGGACCUAAAGGAGACCCGGGCAGUGCUAAUAUGAAGGGUUUCAGAGGCAGUCCUGGACCUAAGGGACACAGCGGAGUGAGAGGAGAUCCUGGUGCACCAGGAAGAGACAACACAAUCCGAGGUCCAAAAGGCGAGAGGGGAGAUACUGGGCUCCCGGGUGACCAGGGCCUUCCUGGACCCUCAGGCAGACCUGGAGAUAACGGUGAUCCUGGUGCUCCAGGAAGAAAAGGCCGACCAGGAGCGCCGGGUGCAUCUUCAAAUGCCAAAGGGAGAAGCUGGACAGCCAGGGCUUCCUGGUUAUCCUGGACAAGUGGGACCACAGGCCAGAAUGGGUUUCAAGGAGACAAAGGUCCUCCAGGUGUACCUGGAAUGCAGGUGGUGGGCCGGCCUGCCGGCCGUUAUGGAGUAUCCCGCCGUUCUCCAGAUCACAGGACAGAUGACCAGUCCGCCCCUGUUCGUG